UUCCCUGUCCUCACCGUGCAGUCCCCGACAGAUCCCAGAGAGAUUAGAGGGUGCGUUUCAUUUUUGUCCCAGAGCAGGAUGAGUGCUGUGAAGAGAGCCGUGCUGCUGACGCUGCUGCUCGCGGCAAUCGGCAGCUCUGCCGCGGCGGGCCCCGAAGACUGCCAAGGUGUGAACGUAAAGCUGCAAACUAAAGACAUCCACAAGAUUUUCGGGGACUGGGUCCUGGUCUGGUCCGUCACUGCCCACAACAAAGGCAACGUGCUUCUUCCAAAAGUCACCAGCUCUCACGUCGAGUUCAGACUCCGCGAUGAUAACAAGACGGUCAUUUUCACAGAGAGGAACAAAUUCACACACCAGGCGUGUCUCACCUACAUCAUCAACAUGACGAUGCCCACUGACCCGCAGGACAGCACCAUGACCACCUUUCCUGGUUCCAUGGAGCAGGACGGUCUUCUUGAGGUGUUCAACGUGACAGCGACCCUGACUUUCUUCGAGACCUGCCCUGACUGUCUGUCGAUGGUCUGGAAGGACAGCAGGGGACGAUUCCUGCUCAACUACAGGAAGGAGGGGGAUCACCAGGAUGCUGAGAAGCUGAAAGCAGACCACAGCGAUCACCACAAACUGGCCGCCUGUCUGGGAUUCUCCACCAACGCCAAGCCGUUCAACUAUGACGGAGCUGCAGAUUUCUGUCAUAAGAAAUCAUCUCCGGAGGUGGAGCCAGAAGCGUCCUGAGUGAAGACGUUGGAGCAAAACAAACAUAUCUCAGAUAUGUCCUCCACCAAUACAAUAAAAGCAAAUACUAAAACCUG
Perca fluviatilis (European perch) is the source of this 809-nucleotide messenger RNA. RefSeq names its product saxitoxin and tetrodotoxin-binding protein 1-like. The coding region runs from base 79 to 732 and encodes 217 amino acids. Lineage: Eukaryota; Metazoa; Chordata; Actinopteri; Perciformes; Percidae. The record is from RefSeq and is a predicted model, not a curated record. The transcript has 6 exons.